CGGCAGCGAAGAAGAAGCCAAAGAAGGGGAAGACGCUGACGCUGACGGAUUUCCUGGCUGAGGAUGGGGGGGGCGGGGGGGGCCCCACCUACAUCCCCAAACCUGUGAGCUGGGCCGACGAGACCGACGACCUGGAAGUCUCCACCACGUGGCACAGCAAUGAUGACGACGUUUACCGGGCGCCUCCGAUCGACCGCUCCAUCCUUCCCACGGCCCCGCGCGCUGCCCGCGAGCCCAACAUCGACAGAAGCCGCCUCCCCAAAUCCCCUCCGUACACGGCAUUCCUGGGAAACCUGCCCUACGAUGUCACCGAAGAGUCCAUUAAGGAUUUCUUUCGAGGACUUAAUAUCAGCGCCGUGCGGCUCCCACGGGAACCCACCAAUCCCGAGAGGUUGAAAGGUUUCGGAUACGCGGAAUUCGAGGAUAUUGAUUCCCUGUUCCAGGCCCUGAGCCUCAAUGAAGAGUCUUUAGGAAACAGAAGGAUACGAGUGGAUGUGGCAGAUCAAGCUCAGGAUAAAGACCGGGAUGAUCGCUGCUUCGGCAGAGACCGGGAUCGCUUCCGGGACUCAGAGCGGUUCGAGAGCGACUGGCGCGCGCGUCCGGCUGCUCCCGACACCUUCGAUGACUACCCCCCGCGCCGGGGCGACGAUGGAUUCGGGGACAGAUAUCGUGAUCGCUACGAUGACCGGUAUCGGGACGGGCCACGGCGGGACAUGGAUCGUGGUUUUGGGAGCCGGGAUCGCUACGACGACCGCAGCAGGGAUUACGACCGAGGCUACGAUUCCCGAAUAGGCAGCGGCCGGAGAGCCUUUGGAAGCGGGUACCGCCGGGACGAUGAUUACCGUGGCUAUGAGGAUCGUUAUGACCGGCGGGAUGACCGGAUGGAUCGGUGGAAUUCCCGGGAUGAUUACGGCCGGGAUGACUUCCGCCGUGAGGACAGAGGUCCCACCCAGAGACCGAAGCUCAACCUGAAGCCCCGGAGUGCUCCCAAGGAAGAGGAAACUUCAGCAGCUCCCGCUGCCCAAUCCAGCCGGGCUGCUUCCAUCUUCGGGGGGGCCAAGCCUGUGGAUACAGCGGCUCGGGAGCGGGAGGUGGAGGAGCGGCUCCAGAAGGAGCAGGAAAAACUCCAGCGGCAGCUGGAGGACGACAAGAGGAUUGACAGACGGCCCCGGGAAAGGCAUCCAAGCUGGCGAAGCGAGGAGAACCAGGAGCGAUCCCGGACAGGCAGCGAAUCCUCCCAGAGCGGCCCCGCGGGACCCCCGGGAACGUCCACGGGCUCCGGCCCCACCGGCCGGACCACACGGAGGAGGGAGAGCGAGAAAUCCCUGGAAAAUGAGCCCCUAGGAAAAGAGGAGGAGCCGCCCUCACCGCCCCCCAAGUCCCGGGAGGAGAAGCCGAAGGUGAUGCCGGCGCCGCCUCCCAAGGAAAACGCCUGGAUGAAGCGGAGCAGCCAGAACCCCCCCGGCAAUUCCCAGAGCUCUGACUCGGAGCAAGCCUCCCCAACCAGUGGGGGCCCCUCCGGCCCCACCCCCCCUGGAGAUGAUGGGGGCCCCCCCAGGACCCCCCAGAGGAGAGCAGAGGAGCUGAAGCCUGAAGGGGGUCGGGAGAGCAGCUCCAAGGGCCGGAGCUGCAGCCGUGGCCCUGCAGGAAUGGGGGACCCUGAGAGGAGGGACCCCCGGAAGGAGCACGAGCCAAAGAAACUGGAGGAGAACCCCCCCUCUUUCAGCCAUGCCAGCAAAUAUGCCGCGCUCUCCAUGGAUGGGGAGGAUGAAGGUGAUGAUGAAGAAGGAGCUGAGUAAAAGCUUCCUCCCCCUCCUCCUCCUCCUCAGCUGCCACGGGAACCUCCGGAGAUUCCCAAAAAUCCCAACCUUGAUCCAGGCGAGACGGAAAUAAAGCCUAAAACUCAUCAAUUCCCUCAGCUACAGCUUCUUAAAUCCCGACAAAAAAAACCCCACCAUGAACCAAUGGGAACCACCCCAAAAUCAACACGGGGGGCGGGAGGAGUAAUUCCAAGUGUUUUCUUGAAAGAAAAGCCUCCCUCUCUGUGUUUUACAUGGAAUAAGGGGUGAGGAAGAGCUGGCCUUCCUCCCACCCCCUCCUCACUGGAGCCCCUCCAAAACAGGAUUGGGAGGCAUCCAAUCCCCCCUCCUGGGAUCCCCUCUGCCCCCCAUUUUCCUCACCUCUGGAAUGUUGAUUUCCCCCUGGACACCUUCAUCAUCCUCCUGCUCACAGGUGUCCCCCCAGUCCCCCACCCAAUUUUUGGGAUGCAAACCCUGCCCUUUACACAGGAAAACUUGGAUUUCCACCCCAGAACCUCAAGAUACUCUGAGAUUUUGAGAUUUGGGGUGGGCUGUAAAAAUGUGUAAAAAGAACCUUCCCAGAGGUUUUGGGAGGUCCUGGGGGAGUUUUGGGGUUCUCCCCCAGGCUGGGGGCUGUUUGUUUUCUCCAAUAAAAUGAGCUGAAAAAUA
Molecule: messenger RNA, 2468 nt
Organism: Zonotrichia albicollis (white-throated sparrow)
Lineage: Eukaryota; Metazoa; Chordata; Aves; Passeriformes; Passerellidae
Source: RefSeq, a predicted model, not a curated record